AUGUUCAAUAAGAAGGUGUCAGGCGACACCACCCCUGUCGCUCCCGACAAUGAAUCCUGGCACAUCGAUCCCAAGGAGAUCGAGUUCACGGACCGGCUGGGCACCGGCACGUCAGCGCAGGUCUACAAGGGGCGGUAUAAGGGGAAGGAGGUCGCCAUCAAGAUAUUGAAGUCGGGGGGAUCUGAGGGGAAGGAGAUGGACGCCAAACAGAUCAGAGACUUUGAGAACGAAUGUGAGAUCAUGAGCAAGGCGCGGUCGCCCUACAUUCUGUACUUUUACGGGAGCUGCGUGGAGCCACAGGUGUGCAUCGUGGUCGAGUACUGCAUGCGGGGAUCGCUCUACGAGGUCAUGUCCGAGGAGACCUUCAACCUCACCUGGGAGCGAUCGCUUCGGCAAUUCUUCGUUGUUCCCACCGUGUGCCCGUUCCAGUGGGCGAAGGAGCUGGCCAUGGCCAUCAACUACCUGCACAAGUUUGACCCGCCUGUCUUCCAUCGCGACCUGAAGAGCCCCAACCUGCUGCUGGACAACGACUGGACGAUAAAAGUGUGCGAUUUCGGUGCGAGCAGGCUGGACACCCCCACCGAAUCGGUCACACUCGGGAAGAUGAGGGGCACCUAUGCCUACUGUGCUCCAGAGCUCUACUUUGGCACCCGCUUCACCACCAAGUCCGACGUGUACAGUAUUUCGAUAAUCCUGUGGGAGCUGUUCUCUCGGGUGUUGACGGGCAAGUAUGCCCGGCCCUACUCGGAGUACCCGCAGGUCACCCUCGGCUUCACGGUCAUCAUCAAGGCCGCCAAGAACCACCUGCGGCCCACCAUCCCCGCCCAGAUGCCCGCUCCCCUCAAGCAACUCAUCGAGAAAUGUUGGGAUCCGGAGCCGACGAACCGGCCCGACUGUGAGACGGUGCUGAAGGAGCUGGAGGAGAUCACGCAGAUGUAUCAGCAGGACAAGGAGCAGUGGAACAGCCUGCGGGCGACGCCGCAGAACAUCAGCAAGAAGCAGAACUAUCUCUCCAAAACAGAGUCGAUGCGGAUUCCGCUGUCGCCGAAGGAUAUGAUAGACCUGCGGGGCUUCACCAACGUCAUCGUCGAAGAGGGCGGCGAGCAGCUCUGA
Molecule: messenger RNA, 1113 nt
Organism: Acanthamoeba castellanii str. Neff
Lineage: Eukaryota; Discosea; Longamoebia; Acanthamoebidae
Product: Stressactivated protein kinase alpha, putative
Exons: 12
Coding region: 1-1113 (370 amino acids)
Biological process (GO): protein phosphorylation
Molecular function (GO): ATP binding; protein kinase activity
Source: RefSeq, a predicted model, not a curated record